Dermacentor silvarum is the source of this 424-nucleotide messenger RNA. RefSeq names its product PDZ domain-containing protein 11-like. The coding region runs from base 20 to 424 and encodes 134 amino acids. Gene Ontology annotation, molecular function: protein binding. NCBI's taxonomy places the organism in Eukaryota, Metazoa, Arthropoda, Arachnida, Ixodida, Ixodidae. The transcript is spliced from 2 exons. Gene Ontology annotation, cellular component: cilium; stereocilia ankle link complex; stereocilium tip. The record is from RefSeq and is a predicted model, not a curated record.
GAAGCUGGCACGCGGGUCCAUGUCGUCGUCGUCGUGGCGUGAGUCGGUGCGCACGGUGACCUUCCAGCGGUCGCCGUCCAGCCGGCAUCUGGACUCGGGCCGGCUGGGCUUCGAGGUGCGCGCCGCCGAGCCCGGAGGUGGUCUCAUCGUGGCCCACGUCGACCCCCAGUCGGCGGCGCACCGCGCGGGGCUCAGGCAGGGGGACCGCAUCCUGGCUGCGAACCACGUCCCCUUCCGCGACCUGGACCUCGAAGCGGCGCUGCAGGUUCUGGAGAGUCACCGGACCCUGCGGCUGAGCGUCGCUUCUCCAUCCCGGCACGGCGGAUACGCCUGGGUGACCCGCGACGGCCGGCCCACGUCACCGCCAGCAUCGUGGGGAGCACCCGUGCACAAGGUACGCAGCAGGCUGCCUGUGGCGAUGUAG